Molecule: messenger RNA, 1097 nt
Organism: Pocillopora meandrina
Lineage: Eukaryota; Metazoa; Cnidaria; Anthozoa; Scleractinia; Pocilloporidae
Source: the annotation of a GenBank genome assembly
AUGAAGGUGAGAAAAAUCUGUCAUUUUAUGUUUAAUCGAGGCGAAGUUUCUUGGAAAUCCUUACUAACGUUAAACUAUUUAAAUUUUCAUUUCUCACUGUUUUUCCCCUUGACGAAAGUUACUUUGUCCCACGCUUUAACUUAUCGACAUAAGAAGAUCCGACAGUAAUCGUGAUGGAAAUUUCCCGCUGUUGGCGUUAGGGGAAAGAGACUUGACUAACAAAAACAGUUAGGUUUUCGUGAAAAAAUUAUUCAAAUGACUUUGAGGUCAUUUUGGCGAUGAAUACCGGAUGAGAGGCUGUUACAGACAGUCAAUCAGUCUGAUAGAGAGUGGCACAUAUAGAGCCUUAAUUCUCGCUUUUCUUAUGACGUUAAUCUUGCGUGUGAACUAGUCGCCUUUUGAUAUCCAAAAGGAAAGGAUGUGUCUUCUGUUGCGCUUCGUAAUAAAAUUGUCGCAUGUUGUAGCAAGACUUGGUUUUCAUGGACAGAGAUUAAGGAGACCCACUAAUGGCUACAGUCAUCGUCAGUGAUGAUAAAAAGAUACUGAUAAAAGUAAUGAUUGUGGCGGUGAUAAAAUAACAACUACUGUUCAUCAUAAUUUCAUCAUCGUCAUCAUCAUCAUCAUUACAGGGUGCACAAGCCGAAACCAUAUCGCAAAGUAGUUUGUGCAAAUCCUGUCCGUGACAACAUGAGUGUCCAUCCUUCGAAUAUCCCUGCGCCAUUGAAAGAAAUGAACUCCUUUGACUUAUAGAUGUGUAGGAGUUUACUUGACACAACUUUUCUCUCUAAAGCCCGUGUGACGAGGACAGUUUCCAAUGUGGUGAUCAUAGUAUAUGCGUUCCCAACUAUCAAGAUGACAGUGUUCGAUGCCAGUGUAAGCAUGGCUUCACAGGAAAACCUUGCGGUAGGUAUAUGUCGCUUUGCUUAAGCAUGGAAAAGCCUCAAUUAUCAUAUAAAGAAGCGAUCUUGAACAGGUUCUUUUUUUUCCUCGUAAUAGAACCAAAAAGCUGCUCUCAAUUGUUUCAAAAUGGUUUUAAUUGUAGUGGCGUGUACACCAUCAAUCCAGAUGGCGGCAAACCAAUCCAAGGGUUGUUGUGA